UAUAGAGCUUCAACCAUGGCUACAACACCUCAAAUGUUGGCUACUCAGUUCAUAAUUCUCUCACUUCUAUUUUCUUUUGCCCUAAUUCUUGUCCAAGGAGAAGAUCAAGAUUUUGUUAGAGCCUUGGACCGCAAGCUUCUGGGUCUCAAGAAAGAGAAGUUCAGCCACUUUAAGAUGUACUGGCAUGAUAUUUACAGCGGUAAAAAUCCAAGUGCAGUAGGAGUGGUGAAUCCACCCAUCAAUUCAUCAACCCUAUUUGGUUCUGUUAGCAUGAUUGAUGAUCCUCUCACUGAAGGCCCUGAGUCGAGCUCAAAAUUGCUCGGAAAGGCUCAAGGGUUCUAUGCGUCUGCCUCACAGAAAGAAGUUGGCCUGCUGAUGGCCAUGAAUUUUCACUUUAACCAAGGGAAGUACAAUGGCAGCACUAUAACGAUUCUAGGAAGGAACCAGGUGUUCAACAAGGUGAGGGAGAUGCCUGUCAUUGGAGGCAGUGGGCUUUUCAGGUUUGCAAGAGGUUAUGUUCAAGCAAGUACUCAUACAUUCAAUCCAACCACAGGAGAUGCCGUUGUUGAGUAUAAUAUCUAUGUGCUGCAUUAUUGAUGAAGGUCUUUUUUUUCUUUUUUUCUUGAUGGCUUUUGCUUUGUUCCUUUUUUUAUUUGGAGGUUGUAGAUUCUAAAUAUGUUGGCCACCCACCAUUUCAUUUCUUUUCAUUUUAGCGGGCGUGGUUGAGUUUACUUUAUCAAGUAUUGGCCGGCUAUAUGCAUUUGGUUGGUGUCAAUAACUCCACAGAGGACGGAUAAAUGAAAAUAAAAUAAAUUAUGGUUCA
Pyrus x bretschneideri (Chinese white pear) is the source of this 823-nucleotide messenger RNA. RefSeq names its product dirigent protein 22-like. The coding region runs from base 16 to 597 and encodes 193 amino acids. Lineage: Eukaryota; Viridiplantae; Streptophyta; Magnoliopsida; Rosales; Rosaceae. The record is from RefSeq and is a predicted model, not a curated record. The transcript has a single exon.